Paramecium octaurelia is the source of this 1551-nucleotide messenger RNA. The record is from the annotation of a GenBank genome assembly. Lineage: Eukaryota; Ciliophora; Oligohymenophorea; Peniculida; Parameciidae.
AUGCUUUAAAAUCAUUUAUUAAUACUAAAUAAUAUAUGUUUGCAAUACUUAAAUUAAAUUAUGAUAGUCAAUUCGGGAAAUCUGAUAGUCAAUAUUAGACACGAUAUCAUGUCAAGAUACGAGAAAAUCAGCUAAAUAGGUUAGGGCACAUUCGGGAAGGUCUACAAAGUGAAAAAUUAAGCCAAUGAAUUGCGAGCAUUAAAGAUAAUAGCAAAGAAGGACUGUGCCAUUUAGAAUGAAAUAGAGAACAUGAAAAAAUUAGACCAUCCGAAUAUCAUGGCUGUUUAUGAAAUAGCCUAAGAUGAAUAGUUCUAUUAUAUCAUCAGUUAAUUGUGUGACGGAGUUGAACUAUUUGAUGAGAUUCAUAAAAGAAUUAAGUCAAAUAAACAAUUCUCAGAAGAGGAGGUUAGAUAUAUAUUCAAACAAAUUCUGAGUGGUAUAGCAUAUGCACAUGACAAAAACAUAAUCCAUAGAGACAUUAAACCAGAAAAUAUAUUAAUUGAUCCGACUGAUCAACAUGUCAAGAUAAUCGAUUGGGGUUUGAGUAAGGAUCUCACGAACAUCGAUUUUAUCAAAUAGAGAAUUGGAACUAUUGAUUAUGCAGCACCAGAAGUAUUGCUAGAGAAAGGUUAUGACAAAAAAUGUGAUUUAUGGUCUUGCGGUGUCAUUUUAUAUAUAUUAUUAUCUGGGGAAACUCCCUUUCCUGGUUAAAACACAGAGGAGAUAGAAAAAAAAAUUAUAUCUUAAAAAUUCAAUAUGAAAUAGAAGAUAUGGAAGACAAUUUCAGUGGAGGCUAAAAAUUUAUUAAAAAAUUUAUUGUAAUAAAAUCCCGCAAAGAGGUACAGUGCAUAACAAGCCCUGGAGAGUGAAUGGAUUUAAAGGAAAAGCGAAGUGGGUUCAACUGAAAUAUCUGCUUAGGAGAUGUAGUCUAGACUUUAGCAUUUCUCGAAUUUUCGCUGUGAAAGCAAAUUGGUUUAGGCCACUCUUCAUCUUAUGAUUCAACAGAACUUAACUUAAGAAUAAUAACGAUAGAUGAGGAAAACCUUUUAAGAACUGGAUAAAAAUGGAGAUGGUAAAUUAAGCAUGGAAGAAUUGAAGGAACAUUGUUCAAAUGGAAUUGAUAUUAAAGAUUUGUUUAGUAGAAUAGACACUGAUCAUAAUGGUUUCAUAGAAUUCACUGAGUUCUUAACAGCUGCCGUAGAUAUGAAGAAAUUAGUUUCUGCUGAUUAACUCAAACAAGCCUUUUAAUUGUUAGAUGUAAAUGGAGAUGGAUUUUUGGAAAUUGAAGAGAUUAAGAAGAUGUUUAAUGGAAAAAUUUAGGUUUAGGAAGAACAAUAAUGGGAUUAAUUGCUUUUAGAAAUGGAUGAAAAUAGAGACGGUAAAAUAUCACUAGAUGAAUAUAAAGAAGCUAUAACAAAGUUUAUUGAUACUUCGUAGAACUCAUCUGAGAUUCAUACUUCAAGUAAAGUUUAAGAAUUUGAACCAUCUAUCAUUAAAAAAGUAAAAGUAAAUGAGUCUCCUUAUAAACUAAGAAGUAGAAAAUUUAAUUGA